Messenger RNA from Belonocnema kinseyi, 2062 nucleotides. RefSeq lists its product as uncharacterized. The transcript has 4 exons. NCBI's taxonomy places the organism in Eukaryota, Metazoa, Arthropoda, Insecta, Hymenoptera, Cynipidae. Bases 93 to 1760 code for a protein of 555 amino acids. The record is from RefSeq and is a predicted model, not a curated record.
AACGGCGUUCCACUGAUUGGACGAAGUAGGCAACGUUUUCCUGCGCCUAGGGAACUUGAGUACGCGGGCCCGAGCGGGCGGCACUCGACAAUAUGAGAUUUCGCCCGAGAUGCGCGGCUGCACUAGUGGUGCUACUGCAGGCCGUCCUUGUGGCAAGCAAGGCUUUGGAUCAAACACAGCUGCAGCCACAGUCACAGCAACAAAUUCCAUAUGGUACAGUGGCACAAAAGAGGUGGACAGAACCCAGUGGAUUCGUAGGACAAUCUGGUGGACCAAGUGGACACGGGGGUGGCGGAUAUGGAGGUGGUGGUGACCUAGGUGGCCACGGAGGUGGAUAUGGAGGGGGAGGAGACAUCGGAGGUCACGGAGGAGGUGGCUACGGUGGAGGUGGUGACCUGAGUGGCCACGGGGGAGAUAUUGGAGGACAUGGAGGUGGUGGCUACGGGGGUGGAGGAGAUAUUGGAGGACAUGGAGGUGGUUUCGGGGGUGGAGGAGAUAUCGAAGUUCAUGGUUCAGAUAGUGGAUUUGGAGGCUCUGGUUACAACGGUGGUGGUGGAGGUGGAGAUGAACACCACGAUGACCAUCAUCAUGAUUCCGGCUACUGGAAGAAGAAGCUAGUUUGGAAACCAGGCUGGAAAAAAAUCUGGAAAUCAGCUCAGAAACAAAUCUGGAAGCCUGCGUGGAAGAAGGUAUGGAAACCAGUCUGGGAACCAACGAAAAAAGCAGUCUGGAAGGAGAUUCAAGUGCCAGCAUGGAAGAAGAUCUGGAAGCCAGUUUGGAAAGAGAUCCAGGUGCCAGCAUGGAAGGAAAUUCAGGUUCCAGAUUGGAAGAAAAUUUGGAAGCCAGUCUGGAUACCCAUAAAGGUACCAGCAUGGAAGGAGAUUCAGGUACCAGAUUGGAAGAAGGUCUACAAGCCAGUUUGGAAGGAGAUUAAGGUAGCAGCCUGGAAGGAUAUUCAGGUACCUGCAUGGAAGAAAAUCUGGAUACCGGAAUGGGUCAAGGUUGGAAUUCCUGGACCUCAUAAGCUAGGAACUGAUGACCAUGGAUGGAUGUACACUAGCCAUGAUCUUUGGAAGAAGAAGUUGGUAUGGAAACCUCAGUGGAAGAAAUAUUGGAAGCCUGCUAAGAAACAAAUUUGGGUGCCGGAUAAGAAGCUCGAGUGGAAAGAGGAGUGGAAGCAGAUCUGGAAGCCAGCUAAGAAACAAAUCUGGGUGGAUGAUAAAAAACUGAUUUGGAAGGAGGAAUGGAAACAAAUCUGGAAACCAGCGAAGAAACAAAUAUGGGUACCAGACAAGAAAUUAGAGUGGAAAGAAGCCUGGAAGCAGAUUUGGAAGACGGAAAAGAAACAAGAAUGGAUUCCAGACAAGAAAUUAGCUUGGAAGGAAGAUUGGAAAGAAAUUCAAGUACCUGCUUGGAAGGAAAUUUGGGUACCAGGUUGGAAGAAGAUCUGGAAGCCUGUUUGGAUUUCGGAAUGGUUCCCUAACGAGGAUCAUCAUCAUCACAAGAGUUCCGGCUGGGAAGAUCGAAAAGACGCUCAAAGUCAGGAAACUCAAGCUAAGUUGAAUAUUCAGCCUCUUGAUAAACCAAAAAUCUCCGUAGCUCAACAGCCUCUACAGCUGACAGGUGAAAAUCAAGUUCGAUGGGAUAGGUCACUUCAGGUUAAAGCUGAACUGCCUACGAUCACUCAAGAUCUAAAGCCGCCUCCUCUACCAACAAAUCAAAAAAUAGAGAACCUAAACUUCCAAUCCCCAAGUCAAUGACGUGUGCUUGUCCCUGGUAAUAAAAUCAUGUACAAAACCCCUUCGCAAGAAUAAUGUAUCAUAAGCCACUGUACAUAUUAAUUUUAAGGUAUCCAAAACAUACGAAGUAAGAUAAUUCUUAGCACUCGCUACUUGACUGAUAGAUCCCUUUAUUUUUUAUACAAAUGGGAAUCUACACUUUGUAUAUGACGUGCUGAACGUUAUUGCUUUUUUAUCGAAUUUUUGAUACACGCAUGUUGUUGUUUGUGUUUCUAUUGUUAACUAAUGCCGUUACGAAUAAAAUUAAUUAAUAUUUUGUUAAU